AUGAUGUUGCUACACAUAAAUGCGGAUUACCACCAUGUUCUUGACAACUGCGAGGAAGCGUACGUUGCGUGGACACGUCUGAAGACGCUGUACGGUGGGUCGCAGAGGGCAGGACGCAUCUUCCUCAAGCGACAACUUUUCAGCAUCAAGAUGGCUGAAGGCGCGAACGUCAUGCAUCACUGCAACGAGGUCCUCAACAUCUCCACCGAGCUUAGCGGCAUCGGUGUGAAGAUAGAAGACGAAGACGUUGCAGUCUGUCUGCUGCUCAGUCUUCCGAAGAGCUACGAAAAUGUGGUGCUCAACAUGGAAAUGAGCAGCACCGAGCUUCGUACCCAGGAUGUGGUGAGAGUGCUGACAAAUUUACAUGACAAGCAUCAAGGAGAAAAAGGGACGGUAACAGCGACUAUGGUGAAGGCUGAAGAUGCAAUCAAGGCAUUCAGCACCGAGCUUGAGCCCUAA
Molecule: messenger RNA, 459 nt
Organism: Peronospora matthiolae
Lineage: Eukaryota; Oomycota; Peronosporomycetes; Peronosporales; Peronosporaceae
Source: the annotation of a GenBank genome assembly